Messenger RNA from Sceloporus undulatus (fence lizard), 2861 nucleotides. RefSeq names its product chloride intracellular channel 6 (gene CLIC6). NCBI's taxonomy places the organism in Eukaryota, Metazoa, Chordata, Lepidosauria, Squamata, Phrynosomatidae. Gene Ontology annotation, cellular component: plasma membrane. The coding region runs from base 389 to 1189 and encodes 266 amino acids. Gene Ontology annotation, molecular function: D2 dopamine receptor binding; D3 dopamine receptor binding; D4 dopamine receptor binding. The record is from RefSeq and is a predicted model, not a curated record. The transcript has 6 exons.
CGCAGAGAAGGAAAAGAUAGAGGAGCUGGGGAAAGGAACGCCUGAGGGAGAGGAGCAAGAAGGAGGGAAGGAGGAAGGAGCUGAGGAAGAAGAGGAGAAGGAUGGAGAGGCGGGAACCGAGGCGGCGGAGGCUCCUUCGGGCGGCGGAUCGCGGAGCCAGGCUGCAUCUGGAGAGAGUGGCCCCGAGGAGAGCCUCCCUUCGGUGGAUGGAGGAGGAACCCCCGAGGAAGGAGAAGAAAGAGGGGAAGAUGCUGCUUCUGCGUCCCUUGGAGACCCCCAGGAGGAAGAGGAGGAGGAGGCCGCCCCCCAAGUCCAGUCUGGCGAUGAUUCCGCCGAGGGAGUCCCCCAAGGGCCAGAGGAAAGAGGGGCUGCCCUGGAGGUGAAUGGCAUGCAAGGAAAGGAGGAGGAGGAAGAAGAAGAAGAGGCGGCGGGGGAAGAGCCCAGCCUCCUCGCUGCGCCUCUGGAAGAGAAGCAAGAGCACGACAUUUCCCUCUUCGUCAAGGCUGGAAGCGACGGGGAAAGUAUUGGAAACUGUCCAUUUUCUCAGCGCCUCUUCAUGAUUCUCUGGUUGAAAGGUGUUAUUUUUAAUGUUACAACUGUAGACUUGAAACGGAAGCCUGCAGAUUUACAGAAAUUAGCUCCAGGAACAAACCCUCCAUUUAUGACUUUUGAUGGUGAUGUGAAAAUAGAUGUGAAUAAAAUUGAGGAGUUCCUAGAAGAAAAACUAGCACCACCCAGAUAUCCCAAACUUGCACCAAAUCAUCUGGACUCUUACUCUGCAGGAAAUGAUGUGUUUGCUAAGUUUUCUGCAUUCAUAAAAAACACAAGGAAAGAUGCCAAUGAAAAUUUGGAAAAAUCAUUGCUUAAGGCUCUAAGGAAAUUGAAUAACUACUUAAAUACCCCUUUGCCUGAAGAAAUUGAUGCCUAUAGCACUGAAGAACUCAUUGUUUCCAGAAGGAAAUUCCUAGAUGGGGAUGAACUGACAUUAGCAGACUGCAAUCUCUUGCCAAAACUCCAUAUCAUCAAGGUUGUGGCAAAGAAAUACAGAAAUUUUGAAUUUCCAUCUGAAAUGACUGGAAUCUGGAGAUACUUGAACAGUGCAUAUGCUAGAGAUGAGUUCACAAAUACUUGUCCUGCAGAUCGAGAAAUAGAGUUCGCCUAUUUGGAUGUUGCAAAAAGAAUGAAAUAAAUUGAGAUUUUUCUAUGUCUAUAUUCCUUCAGUGAGUUUAAUCUUUAAAAAAAUAAUUAUCAAGAACAAAAUGCAAAGUCCACUCAGUAGCAAAGUUUUAAGUUCUCAAACUGGCCAGCCAGAUGUAAUAAUUUUAUUGAUUUAGUCAUUCAACUAUUGUAUAUUUUUAUAUAUGUCACCAUAUACAUAUGUCCAUAUGUGCAAACAGAUGUUUGUAUAAUUAUGCUGGCAUAAUGGAUCAAUAUUCAAAACAUUUCCAAACAUCUUAGAUUCUAGAUUACACAGAAAUUAGUUUUAGACAUAAAUGUAGCAGAAGCUCUUGUUUAGAAAAAUAGAUGUGAAGGAAUCUGAAUGAAGUUAUUCAUGCAAUCCCACAUGUCUUAUUGUUAUACCUAUCAUGUAUGGAUGGUUGUUCAAGUUCAGCAGUGUCUGUAUGCCAACCACAGCUGAUUGACAUUCAAAAACCCACUUCCAUACAUAAUCAUUCUGUUGGGAUUUGAUCAGCCCAUUGUGGAUGGAAACCAGUGGAAAUCAUCUGUGGAUUUUGAUGACUAUGGGUUAUACAGUACUGUUAACUGAGUCAGAGCCACUUGAUCAAAAACAAAAUAGAAUUUGCAGUGGCUAUCAUGUGACAUUCCUUAAACUUCAGCAAGAUGUAGCAGCUUGAGUAUGUGUUGAUCAUAUGCUUUUAUGCUCCACCAAAUACUAUAGUUAAAAUGCUGCAAGCAAUUUUUUUUACAUGUUGUGUAGUUUAUAGUCCUAAGACUCACUGUUGCAGAACCUUAGUAUAGGGAACACAAAUAACAGUGGCAAUACAAUAUCACAACAUUUGACACUGUAGCAACAUUAUAAUGAUGUGAUUAAUUUCUAAAAAUAAUUGUGCCAGAAAUAAAAGGUACCUGUCAAACCAGGCUCUCUGUCUUCCAAGCUUUUUACGUCUAAUUCCAGAUGAUGGCUCUAGUGUUGGUUACUCAUGCAAAAGGAAAAGCCAGCCUGCACACGGAAAAAGGGCUAUUGCUGCAAAUAUUCCAGUCUGUGGUGCCUGCAGUGGCCAAACAGGUCUUGUGAGCCAUCUUGGGUCCCUUUUUAGGAAGAAGGUGACAUAAAAAUGAAAUAAAAUAAAAUAAAAAGCAGAACUCAUCAAUUCUCUUGCUGUCUCUAGAAUGCAUCUCCUCUGUCCUAACUGAGAGAUAUUUGUUUCUUGUAGUCAUCAUCAUACUGUUUUUGUUUUGUUUCAAAGCUGCUGCCAAAUUUGUUUGCUGACUGAAGUCUUUUAAAGCUGUAUCCUGCACUGUAGAGCCUCCCUAGACCAGAGGAUCGAACUAGAUGAUCUACAAAAGCACUACAAGCUCUAUGAUUCUGUGAAAGGAAAAAAAAAACACACCUGGAUUUUUCGCUCUCAGUGUGUAUGUAAUAGCAUUGGGAAGAACAAAGCACUUGUCCUUGUUAUAUGACCCUACCAGCUCAUACCACUCUAUUAGCUUGCAUAAAGAAUCAAAAGCUUGUAAAAGUGUCAGAGGUUUGUGAACCAAAUACUUUUGAAAAGCAUUGUGUCUGACAUGAUUUGAAAGUCCUGCCAUAGUUGUUGCCUGGAUGGCUUAUGCCCACUUGCUACAGUUAAUCAAGUAAUGAACAAGCAACAGUAAAUAUGGUUCGCUUUUGAGAAAACUGA